AUGAUUUUAGAUUUAAUAGCAAUAGUUUUAAUAAUCAAGAGAACGCUAGCUUUAACAGCAUUGUAUACAGAUGCUGAUACAAGAUCCAUAUGUUCUAUUAAUUUGAGCGAUCCUUCUAUUAGAGAAGCCAUGGUUUAUAAAGAUUUAAAUGGUGCUAUACGUAUAGCUGAAAGAGAUGUUCCAAGUGGUGAAUGGGGACAAUUUGAAGUACUUACUGGUAACCCUGUACACAAAAAAUUAAGACUGGUUAAAACCAAUGAAGAUAAUUAUCGUAUAGAACCACAUGUUAACAUGGCUAAUCCUCAGAUGAAUUCCAAUACA
Molecule: messenger RNA, 321 nt
Organism: Hepatospora eriocheir
Lineage: Eukaryota; Fungi; Microsporidia; Hepatosporidae
Source: the annotation of a GenBank genome assembly